This is a messenger RNA of Xyrichtys novacula (pearly razorfish), 25038 nucleotides long. Lineage: Eukaryota; Metazoa; Chordata; Actinopteri; Labriformes; Labridae. The record is from the annotation of a GenBank genome assembly.
GACGCGUUACGUCGCUUCUGUUCUUGUUUUGGCAGUUUGUUUCGAUAUUCACGGAUUGUCAGUCCACCAACAAGCCGUUUUGUACAGGAUAUCAACGCACCGUUGUGGUAUUGAACUUUUCUGCAUGCUCAUUUUAACCGUCUAGCGUCUAAAGGCUGUGUAUUUGUAUUGUAAAGUGUAGUUAAAGAGAGAAAUCAUGACUGAAAUAUAACCUACUGGCUAGCUAGCAAGCCGAGCUAAUGAUCAUUAGCCUAGCAGGGAGCAGUGGUUUGUUCUGUGUCUGCGCGGAAAUGAUCAAUACUUCUCUGAUAUUUGUUUCUCCGCACAGCAUUCAAAACAGUAGGCCCAUAUAACUGUAUUCAUCUUAAUGUCACGAUCACGAGUGGAACAAAGGGUAAUGUAGGAUGGAUUUCAACACUACCAGCUGCUCGUAGUAUUAGCUCGUAGUCAGCUUUUCAACAUGAUGUAGGAUUCACAUUGAUUUUAUGCCAGCUGUGAUUACAUCAAGAGGAAGUAGGGCUGGAUUACUGAGUAAAAAGGAGUGGAGUGAAUGUUUAACGACUAAAUUCACCUGGGAACAUGUUGAGUUAGUUAUCUGACGCUGUAAAUCCCAAACACCUCAUGACUCUGAUUAUUAAGAGUCAAUCUCUGACUUUAGGAGAGUCCCGAGCUUUACAGUUAGCUUGAGUUUCAAUCUCUAAACUUCACUCGAGUUUCUCAGUCUUUAGCACCUGUUUUAGUCUUUAUCUAAUCCAUUCAUCACAUUCUUGAUCGUGUGGCACUGCAUACUUUAUGCUUUUGACUGCUUUCUAAUGCCUGUUAGCAGGUCUGGUUUACAUGAAUAGCUGUGUUGUUUAGGUUGCUAUUGCCUACAAAAGCAUAUCACAGAGAGGAUCAAUUAAGGCGGUUAGCAAUGUGGGAUAAUAACCAACUGUGUUCAUGUUGGGGUUGAAAAUAGCAUAUUUUUCAUGUACAGUGAUUCACAUGUAAAGAAUGUGAGAAUCACUCCCAACUACUCAUGUACCAAUGUGUCUGAAUAACUAUGAGAGCUGGUUUUAUCCUGAAGAGAGACAUCGGCCGACCUGCAAAUGAUAACACAUGCACCAGUAUCAGUCGACUAUGUUUACAUCUGACUGCUGAUAGAGAGUGAAGGGGGAUUUUGGAUAAAGAAGUCACCUGUUGGAAAACCCCUGGUUUGUUUUCAUGGUGACUAAAUAAUGUGGGCAGUAGGGGAUUAAUACACCACCUAUGACGUUACCACAGCGUGAACACUUGUGGAUCUUUCAUAAAUCUCUCUAUGUAUGGUUAUGGCUGAUGGGUCAAUGAGGUGACGCCUAAAUAUUCUGUCAAGCUGUAUUUUUUUUAAGUCAAAAAAGGUUUAAAUGCACAAAAAUAGGCUUUCUAUUUGUAGUAUCUCUCUCAUAUAUGUAAUCACUUCAACUUUUCAAAAAUCAGGUCUUGUUUGUAUUUUUUCUGAACUUCAGAGUGUCAAAAUAUUAUGUGGUGCAACCAAUAAUAACAUUAGUUGUAUUAAAUACAAACUAAAAUAUCUAAUUUCUGUAACUGAAACAUUAAUACCUGAUACAAUAUGCUUAAGUGAAAGGUAGUUGUUAAAUAUUUUUAUCAAUAUUAUGCAAUUUAAAGAAAAAAAAUAGUUAAAUAUAGUGACCGUGACAUUAUAGAGCUAAAAUGUGAGAUCAUUAUUUACAAAAACUCAAAUGAAAUGCAAACACUUUGUUUCUAUCUGCCUGAUAUUACUGACAAUUUGUAAAAAACUAUUAAGUAUGUUGAAAAAAUGUAAUAAUUUUGAGAUAAAUGAUGGUCCCACCACAUCACAAUUUUUUAAGGCCACGGGCAAUUCAUCUGCAUAAAAAAAACACUAAAAUUGCUUAAUUUAAAAAUGUAACAUAAAUUUUGGUAUACACAACAUCCUUAGUGUUUGAACUUUUGCAAAAUAUAUUCUUAUUUUUGCUAUUUUAAAAUUGGCCUCAUACGUCAUUGACCCUGAUAUUAUUUAGAUUUUAUUUUGUUUAUUGAUGGAGUUGUCUUGUAUCAAGAUAAUCCCCCAAUAUAGUCUGUUCUUAGUCUCUAAUAUAGACAUAAUUUAGAAAAAAAAGAGAAAAGGGGGUAACCUUAACAGAAUUAUAAACAAAUAAAAUAAAUAAAUAGUUGAAAGGAGGUGGCUGUAAAGAGUUUUAAUCAUAGUAGUUUGAUUCAUUAGGAGAAAAAAUUUAACUUAGUACAAGAAAUUAUAGUUAACAUAUUUUGAUGAAGGUUAGUAAUAUGGAGAGAUAAUUAAACAGGUCAAAUGAAAUGAUGAAUGUGUUAAUUUCACCCUGGUACAGACUCUGGGUGGAUGUUUCUGUUGUGGUUGUAAAUAUAUAACAAGUCAAAAUAAAAUAAUAAUCUUCAUCCUUUUAAACUAGGGAUGAGUUCAGUGUACUUUCCAUCUGGAAGUACUUUGAAGUGUUAUAAACAAACAUUAGACUCAUCACUAAACUAGGAGUACUUUCAACAUUUAUGAUGGCAUCAAAUGUUGCAGUGGUCGACCGGUUAUAGUUUUCCAGAUGGUGACCAUGAGAGAGGAGGUUAGCUGACUGACAAUAUACAACGCUGAUAUCACAUUAUGUUGUUUCUCUUGUUUGUUUUGUUUUGUUAUUUGAACAAGACAGUACCAAUCGAAAACAAAUUUGCUGAACUUGAGUGAACCAAAAUCAAAUGUAUGUGGUUGUCUUAGCCAAUAAUGUGUUUUAAAUGGAUUUUUAAUGAAUCAGUAGAAUGAUGUUUAUUGGAUUAUGCUAUAGUUUGCUGAUCAUGGCUUAUAUUGCUGUCAGUACUAAAUAUUGCAAUACAAUACAAAGUUAUAACACUAGUUAGUGACUGUGGCUAUCAAAGGGAGAUGGGAAAGAUGUGUUAUCGUUUAGAAAAGAUGAUGGUGGUAUCAGCCUUGUGAGGGAUGAUGCUGCUAUUAUUGCCUUACUUAUCUAUUUUUCCACUUGAUUUGAGUCACAUGUUCAACACAGAGAUAUCAGUCCUGCGUGAAGCUAACCCAUGACAGCUGAGCCAGAGGCCAGGAAAUACUGCAUUAUAGUGAAACACCUCCAGGGGAAUACCAACGUUUAACUCUGUGUUUGUGUCUCUGUGUUUUUGUGGGAGUAGAUGGUAUUGAAUGAGCAGUGAGUGGGCUAAUUCAGGGAGCUGGUAGGCGUGUGUUCAACAUGGCAGAUGGAGGCAGUGACGAUGAGGUCAUUCACCUUGCAAGCUUCAACGUCCAUCGAAGCCAAGGUGAGACAAACUUCACGUUCUCACUCUCGUGAAUAACUCAAAUAGAUUUCCACAGACCCACACUCUCUCUCUCUUUCUCUCUCUCUCUCUAACACACACAUAUCGUCAAUCAGUGCUCACUCAGCCAUGCCUGGAUUUCUUUUGUGACGUGCACAUUAUGCAUUUUGACUUGAGGCUGUGUCCUUUCAGGCUCUCGUCGUCGAAAGAGAGAGCUCAUCACCAUCUCUGAUGAUUCUGAUGAGGAGCCUGUGACUCUGGUACCCGGCAGCCCUGUUUUGGUCCCAGAUGAUGCUGACGAUGACGACGUCAGCAUCCUGGAGGUAAAUCUAGCUACGCCUGUGGUUUCUAAAGUAGGGGUGGGAAAAAAAUCAAUACAUCAUUGUAUCGCGAUAUUUUGUCUAGUGAUAUAUCGUAACGUCUCAUUUACCAAGUCAAGAUUUUUCAGAUUAAUUGGUAAUAUGAAGUCAAAUCUAUGAUAAUGGAAAAAUAAAAUCAACUGUUUGUGCAGUGAGGUUGGCAGAGUUGACGUCAUAGAGCAGGAGAAAGUUAGGACAAGAAAUAUAUAAAAGGUUUGCAAGAUGUGCUACAUGAAAAUAAACGUGUAAAUGAGACAAACAUAAAGGAAAGAUAAAUGCUAAAUUAGCUUAACAGGAAAAAAAUUAAUUUAAAUCGCAAUAUAUUGUAUCCCAAUACUCACUGUAUUGCAAAAUGUUAAAAAUCGCAAUAUCGUAUCGUGGUCCAAGUAUCAUGAUAAUAUUGUGUUGUGUAGGGUUGGGUAUCGUUUGAUUUUGAACGAUUCCGAUUCCAAUUUCGAUUCCUCAUUUCGAUUCCGAUUCCUAUCGAUUCUCUAAUUCGAUUCUUUUAAAAGGCAGGAUAUCAAAAAGAAAAAAGAAAAAAAAAAGCAUGGUUUGAAUGAGGGUGCUAACCGGGGCUCUUCUUUUUGGAUGAAAUUUCUGAACUUCUCCAUGAAUUUUUAAAUCCUAUUAACUUUUUAAGAACUUUACUAUGGAUUUCUCACAGAGCUAUUUUCAACCAGUAUAUAAAUAUCAAUUUUUGUUUUCAGGUCGUUUGUCUAUGAAAAAGCACAAGGGCUAACGUUAGAUGGAUAUUUAAGUUUACUCACCGUACACAGUUCAAUUUCUUUACCGUUUCAAAGUUAGCAGAGGACAGAAGUCAUUUAUUGUUUCACUUAUCUGAUCCUGACUGGUUAGCGGAAGACAGGUGUUGUGCUGUAGAAUGCACCCCUGCCGUAGAAUGCCUCCCCUACACUGAUUAGCUUCUUAGUGGAAGAAAUAUGAUCUCAUAUUUAAUAAAACACGGGUAUUAGAUCAAAAAACGUGUCAAAUGGAGCAGUAAACUUUCGUUUUGUUUGUAUGUGUCUCAAAAAUGCACACAUAAAGGUGUACUUGGGUAUAUAAACUGUAGAGUAAGCUGUUAAUGUAGAGAACAUAAUAUUUUCAGGACAGUAAAUAUUCCGAAUCAGAGGGCUAUUGUUUUCGGCAUAUCUGAAUAGCCUGAAUGAAAUCAUUAAAGGCACACGCUUUAGAUUCCGUCCAACGGUAAGAAAAACUUGGAUUGUUUCGCCUUGUUGUGUACUUUCAACCGCGCUCCCGUCAGGGGUGCAUUCAACAGCAGGGGUGCAUUCUCUGGCACAACACCGGCGAAGCGCGUCAAAGACGAGCACUCGGGUAUUUCUCCUCCAUGAAUCCUGAGGUGUUUAAUCACGUUGGUCGUUUACCCUCCUUUGCAUGAUAUAACUGUAUUGCUAAUGUUGCAUUGAGAUAAGAGCUCAUUCUUCCUGCUAAAAUUAGCCAAACUUUUGACCAACGAAGAAGAAGCUGCCGAACACCAACGAGGACGGAGCAAAUGAGACGAAGCCACACAGAGAGAGGAGAGAGACAGAGAGAUUACAUUGUAACCCACAGCGGCUGCAUUGCUGUGGGUUGCAAUGUACUUUCUCUCUCUGUCUCUCUCCUCUCUCUGUGUGGCUUUGUCUCAUUCGCUCCGUCCUCAUUGGUGUUAAGCGGCUUCUUCUUCGUUGAUUUUCGGCGGCUAUUUCUUCCGGUCGGCGGACUCAGGCAUCGAAACUUGGAAUUGAAAUUUUAAUAUUCGAACGAUACCGGAAGAAUCGAAGUUUUAGUCCCGAUUCCCAUCGAUUCUCGAUUCUCGAUUCCCAACCCUAGUGUUGUGGGCCAAUAGUGAUUCCCACCCCAUCCUAAAGUGUGUAGCGCACCUCUCUGAGGGACCAUGGAGACAUGUCAGGAGAUGGUGGUGAGAACAUGAAAUGCAGAACUCAAACUUUCACAUUGGUGUCAUCAUCUGUCUAGAAUGAGAAAAAAAACAACCAAAUGAGACCUAACAAAUUAAAACCACACUUGGAAAUCUUACAUGGAUAGACAACAGCUUGUUAACUUUAUUUUUAACUGUUUAUUUUCCUGUUGUGUCCUUCUUCUGUAGCCUCUGCCUCCUGCACGCAGACAUGUGAUUCGUCCAGCAGCAAAAUGGAGCGCAGCCUCACACAAAACCUCCCACGAUAAAAGUCACAGUAGCUCAAGCUCUGGGGUCUCUACAGGAGACCUUGGUUCUGCCCCCUCUACCUCCCGAGAUGCCAAGGCCUCCACCUCUGCAGUCAGGCCAGCCAUACGAACACCCGUGCAGCCAAGCACCUCUGCACACCCAGAGCCACAUCCAGGCUCGUCAUCGCAUGCACUAUCUCAGCCAAAACUCCACACAGACUCUCAGCAACAGGAUGAUAAAUCUGCACACGCAAAGGUUGGGCUCCAUGCAGUUUCUUCCUCUUCUUCUGUUCAAACCCCGUCUACCUCCACACAUGAAAAGGCCAGCUCUAUCACAUCCAGAGCACCUAUACGGGAACUCUCAGAGCCUCAGCCUAGCACAUCCGGACUCAAACACCCACAAUUCAGCUCUUCAGGACACUUUAAGGUGGAGCCUCAGGCAGGGGCCUCCACUUCUGCCUCGCAGUCAUCGUCAAUCCCAGCGGCCGCGUCAAGUUCUUCACAGACUCCAGAGAAGGCUGCUACGAGUACGCAUUCACAAGACAAUCCUCAGGCCAGCACUUCUGCACAGUCCCACACACAGAUAAAGUCUCAGCCCAGUCUGUCCACUCAGACCCAGCCCACUGCGACCACGACUCUGCGUCACCAAGUCAUCAAGGUGGAGGAGGUGAAACUCGUUGUUCUUCCCCAGCAGCCGAGCAUCCAAGCCUCUGCUCUAAUAACCCAACCCCAAGUUCAGGUCGCCCCUCAAAACCUGCUGCACCCAAUUUCCUUCAAUCGCAUGCAGGGCAACCUCAUCCAGAUUGAACCUCAGCCCCUCGCAAAUUCCCCGGCCCAGACUCCGAUCCAGGCUGCUCAACCUCCUCAGGUGAUACCGGUGAUCCCCCCUGCUGUGCUCAUAGCCACAGCUCCAGAGAGACUUGGACCUCCAGAGGCAGGACACCGGAUCAUCCUGGGGAGCCAGGCAGCAAGCGGCUCCAAUGCGGCUCCACCUGCUUGCUUCCUCAACAUCAGGAUGCCUAACAUGGACUCCAACCCUCCUGUCCCUCCAGCUCCUGCAGCUUCAGCCCCCCACAACGAAGGCGAUGCUCGUCUCCUUCAGGGUCCAGCUCCCAAUCAAGAGAGGGUCAAUCCAGCUCCCGCUAUGGUCGCCGUCCCUCCUGCACCAGAGGAGAUUCCCCUGAUUGAGGAUGCAAGGCCUGGUCCCUCUGCUCCUCGAGAGAGGGCGGAGCAGCAGCCCCACAUCAGAGCGCUCAUUAAUGGAGUUGUAAGUGUCACAUUAACAGUAGAAUUACUAAUUUAAGCGUAUUCCGUAGCUCCUCUGUCCUCGCUGCAUCCAGUCUGCUCACCUCUUUGUAUCUUCCUCUGCAGUUGGAUCUGCUCCCAGAUGUCCAAGAAGCCUAUGUAGCAGAGCUGAUCCAAAAGAAUGGUGUGAAAGACUUGAAUGUGUAAGGAGAAAAACCACACGUUGGCAAUAAAAUAAACACAAUUCUGUUUUGUUCAGGCUACAAAGAGUAUUACGGUACUGUUACCUGUUCACCAGUUUUUAUGAGCUGUAUGAAAGAUAUGCGUGUAAAUAUGUGCGUUCAACAGCGUUCUUAUGGACUCAAAAUGCCACUUGCACACACUUGAUAAUAUGUUCAAUACACUCUGCUGGUUAAAAUUCAGCCCUUAUUAGUGGAGUUGUCAUUCAGUGGUGGUACUCGCCAUCUGGCACUCAGCAUCUGGUAGCACAACGUGGUUUGUCAGCAUUUUGAUCUAGAAGAUUGAGAUUAAGUUGUAUGAAGAUACUGGACAGGAUAAUAAAACUGGCACACAACCACUCAACCAAACCAAGCACAGACAUGUGGAUUAUUAGCCUACGAAGAGAACUAAAGGCCGGUGGUGCUAGCUCUGCUAAUGUUAGCCACACGCAGCAAACCUAUUCUACGUUGUUUACCUGAAGCCUUUGUGAUCCAGUGUCAAACUAAAUGUCGUAGAACACUUUCCUAACACCUCUGUCCUUAAAUAAGUUCUGUGUAGGUUGGCAGCUGUCUCAGUAAAUAUGUGUACUGUCUCUGUGAGCUUUUUUUGACAUGUAGCUGUUCUCCGGUGUGUUUUUCAGGAUCUGUAACCUGCUGUUGGAAAACCCAGACUAUCCCAGAAGGGAGAUUGCAGCCACAGCAGCUCCCACCAGCAUCCUCCUGGAGUCUGGAGACACCCAGACAGAAGUAAAAUCCGACUUUCUCCGACACUUAACUCCAUUUAUUAGGAGGCAAUGCUCAAACAAGAACUGGGUCUCUUCAGUUGUAAAUAAAUCUUUCAUAUCUCAUGCCUGUCUGGGUUUUUUUAAGGUGACGGAGGACCUCUUUGACUAUGCCAAUCUGGGCACUGUGGGGCCUGAAGCUGUGAUGCAGGCUGCUGACCUGCUCAUGGCAGAUUUCAGGAUGCUCAGCUGUCAGGACAUCAAAUGGGCCCUCAACGCUCUGAAGGGACACUAUGCAAUCACACGCAAGGUACCUGUUGUUUUGUAGUAAGUUGGCAUCUGCUCUCAGAUUCCCCAAGACCCACUUAAGAGGAAAUUUGUAGCAACAAACAAACCAUCAAAAGAAUAUUGAGAUUAGGUGUUCCACAAGGAGCCUGUCUGGGUCCUUUCACAGUUUCAUUUAAGAGACUCUCUGAAGCCCUGUUGGAGCAGAUUCAAUUUUCUGCUUUUUAAUAAUGCAUCACCCGCUAAAGGUGCAUUAUUUUGAAGUUGUGAUCCCUUGUUUCUGAAUGUUGGUUAGAGUUUAAGAACCAUUCUGCUCCAAAGGCUGUUUUGCUAACAGGAUUAUCAGGUUUGCCCGGCUGGAAACCCCCUCAGCAUUUUUACACCACUUCAUCACAAUGUUGUCAUUUUCUUACUUUCUUUUUUAAAAUGUCCCUUGACUUCCUGCUCUGCCAGGCCUUAUGUGAAGCUCUGAAGAAGUGGCAAGAUUCAGGCGACCCCUCAGGGAAGAGACGGCGAAGCAGAGCCUCCUCAGAGCGCUGUUACAUCGACUUCCAUUUUGAGCACGGUGAACAAACUUUUCCACUUUAUCUGCUCUCACACGAUACGCUGUAGUCUAAGCAUCCCUUUGCAUCUACUUAACAGGGAUCAGAGCUCAUUGAGAAUAUUGUGCUUUUCAUCUAAUUCUGUUUCAUUACCUAAUUCACCUAGCUAUAGGAGGACUUUUUAGUACCUUUUUUAUCCCCUGGCUUCCUUCAAUGUGAUAAAAAAACAGCUUAAUAAGAAAGCGGUCAAACUCAUUCGUCCCCUCUGUCUGGCAGGCUCAGCAAAGUUUGACAAGAGGAUGUAUUUCUUGGAGAACGAUCGUCGUUACUGCAGGACGUACAACAAUUUGGAGCCUUCUCUGCAGAAAGAGCUUUCUUUCUAUCAGCAGAAGGCAAAGGAAUGGGCAGAGGUAUGCACACAAACAUACACCCACACACAAAAGAAACAACAACACGCACUUUUAGACACAGCGAGGAAGUUGCAGAGGCUGAAGGAGGGGACCUGUGCGUAUGCUGGUUGAAGCUGUGUAUAGAACGGCUCCAGACUAGCUGAAGACUCAAAUCAUUCUUGUUGUAAGAGGACAACAUUAACUUGUGCAUCAGCUGCAGUUAGUCAUGAGAGUAAUGACUGUAGAAAUUCAUGCAUGCAGACACUAAUGAGAGUCUAGUGCUGCUUGACUGACAUAAUAGAGGAUUUAAUCAGACAACGCUGCACAAUGACUUUCAAUCAGGGGAGUGAUUCUUCCAGAUUUUAAACCUUGAGCGUAGACACGUGACACUUCAAAUAUGAGUGAUGCUGACAGGAGGUUUUCAGCUCAAACUCAACCUGCUGGUUUAAACAGGAUUUUGCUGAGUUGUCCUUUUAAAUGUUUGUUAUCCUGCUAACAGUGUAUUCCAAAGUAACAUAAUUCAUGUCUGUUAGCCAAGACCCUGCAACCGCCAAAAUAACUCAGAAAUUAUCACGCAGGGGAUUUUAUGGCAACCAAGAAAAGCAGAAAACUUAUUUUUAAUAUCAAUGAGGCAUUUAACAUUGAACUGAAACUGUUGUAUUUGUUUACGUGUCGUUUAUACAAAGUCCCAACUCUCAUGGGUUAACAAGACAUCCAAAAUACGCUUCCAUUGGGCCAAUAAUUUAUUACAGGGUCCAUUCAGAUUUGCAGUUCAGUCUUUAAAUGCUAUGUUCUGCCUUUCCUCCUACACCCUAAAGAUUAAUGCUGUGCUCGAGUUACCUCGGAAGUCAGAUGUUGGAGCUGAAAAUGACGUCACACCAGACUUAGCAGUAUUUCAAUUACCAAGUCGGACAAAAGCAAAAUCGUAGGUGGAAACAAGUUGGCUACAUCUACAAAAGUUAUUUUAGUGCUUGCCUCGUCUGAAUAUAAGGCAAGAGCUAAAAUAACUUUCGUAGAUGUAGCCAUCUUGUUUCCAGCUCCGAUUUUGCUUUUUACGACUUGGUAACUGAAACGCUGGUAACUCGGCUGUGAAGUCAUUCCCAGCUCGGACAUCUGACUUCCAAGGUAACUUGAACGCAGCAUAAAUCAGCUACAAAUACAUACAUCCUCUGAAGCCCAAGCCAAGUUUAUCCAUUAAACAGUUCUGUUGUUUAUUGAAAUUUAUACUAAUGGAUUAAAUUUUCAAUAUUCAACUCCUAAGAGACAUUUUUCAGAGGGCAUAUCCCAACCUCCCAAUCAGUGCACUGCAUUUGCACACUGGUAAUGGCUCAGCUGCAAUAGUAGAAGUAACAGGACACAGUGAUUGGCGCUGUGUUUUGAUCAAUUCAAGUUACAAAGGAAGUUUCCAGCUUGUCAAACAAAGAGAAAUGUGCAGGUGACGGGGUUGGUCUUUGGUGUCCUCCAGCCUGGGUGGUGUGAAUCAGCAUCUCCAAGUGAGAGAGAGAGAGACGGAGACGUUAGUUAACCAGGACAGUUUUAUUAGUUUUUGCAUACAGGCUGGUGUAGGAUACUUACUAUGGUAACAGCAAUGCAUUGUGUCACUUUUAACCUUCAUGUAUCUCUUCAUUGAGCCUCUAUAAGAGAGAUUACAGUAUGAGUCAAAUAUCAAAGUUACUGAAUAGGGUCUAGUGAUGCAAAAGUAUAAACAGAUAUUUAUUGUGUAAUAUAAUAAAAUCAUGAUUGUGUGGAAUGGUUACUGUUGAAGAGUUCUUACUACUUCAUGUACAUUGAGCCAAAUGUUCCUGUCUCUGCAGCAUGAGGACUUCCUCCUGGCUCUACAAGUCAAUGAAGAUGAGUACAAAAAGGUGAGAGGACUCUGAAUACUCAGAAAAAAAGAAGCAGACCUUCCGGUGUUUCCCUAAAAUUCAGGCUAGCCACAGGUUUUCACCUCUGUCACAGGAAAGUACCUAACUUGUACGACAUGUUUUUCCUGGGUGCUUACUCAUAGAGUUUCUUUUUUCUGAUUUCCCUGCAGUCACCUGAGGCAAAAUCCUCAAAAGCUGACUCUUGAUAAAUGUCUAUCAGUGUCAUGAUCUGUGCGGUUUUUAUCACUCAUCUCUAUUUGGUUCUCUCCUGCAGGACGGUCAGCUGAUUGAGUGCGGCUGCUGCUUUGGGGAGUUUGCGUUUGAGAAGAUGACUCAGUGUUCAGACGGACAUCUGUUCUGUAAAGAGUGCUUGAUCAAAUACGCUCAAGAGGCUGUGUUUGGCUCUGGGAAGGUACGAACACAAAAACACAGAUUUCCUUUCUACAUGUAACACUCGAUCAAGGCUGCAGCGGGCAGUUCUGUUAGAUAAACAAGAUUAGCUGUAAAUAAUGCUUUUGUGAGCUGGAGGAAAGAGCUGUAUGAUUUAGCGCAGUCUGGUAAAACAGCUCUGUAAUAAAUCUCCAGCUCAUUUUUGUGAGACCACAUUGUUCUGCUGCAUUGUGUUCACACAAAAGUGUCUCUUGUGUUAUGUCUGCCUUCAUUAACAGACAUCACACUGGCCCACUGGGCUCAACAAUCGGAUAAUUGUCAGUGUGUCUGUCGUCUGCAGCUGCUUUUGAAAACCUGUAUCUGUUGACUAGAUAUUUACAUCCAUGUGUUAUUGUCUCAGUCGGAGCUCAGCUGCAUGGAGGGGGGCUGCCCCUGCUCCUACCCGGUAUGUGAGCUGGAGAAGGUCCUCCCAGAGAACAUACUGUGUAGAUACUAUGAGAGGCAGGCGGAGGAGGCGGUCGCUGCCACCUGCGCUGAUGAACUCGUACGGUGAGUGUGUGUGUAUGUGGAGUCCUGUGUGUUGUUGCUUUCUAGUGUCUGAGCUGUGGAGCUGAUGCAUUAUCUUGCAGGCAUCGUCUCAUGACAUUUGAGAUCCUCCUCUACUUUCUCCACCUGCCUGAUGUUAUGCACUGCUGUUGCACAACAUGUUGAAACUACAGCAGUCCAACGUUAAUCUUAGCAGUAGAGAUGCAGUGAUCAAAUUUUUUUUAAUCAAAUCCGAUACGAUACCUGGGCUGAGCGUAUCGGUAUAUAUCGGCCAAUAUACCGAUACCAAUUUAAUACUAUUGUUGAGUGAAUGAACUGUAUAUGUUGCUCCGUGAGUGAAGGCAUCAGGCUUGACAUUAGCCUUGUUUAAGGAAAAAAAAAAGGUAACAUAUUAACAAAGAUAUAAAUGUACUUAAUAUUAUUUAUUAACAAAUAACAAAGUGCACAUUAGCACACAGCAAAAAGAAGACUUCCAUGUAAACAUAUAGUGCAAAAGGAUAGACAGACAUAGAAUACAGAGUGAACAGAAUCCCUGUGUUGCUGUGUAUGAUAUUAAUUAAAAGAAAAAAAAAAAAGACUAUCAGAAUGCCGGAUCAGCGUCAUUCAUCAGAUAUCCAAUCCAGUUAAUUUGUCAAUAUCUGAGCCAAUAUCCAAUCCAAAUAUCUGAUCGAAGCAUCCCUACUUAGCAGUAGCUGUAGUUUCCUCACACUCUCAAACUUUGUUGCAGAUUGAUCUGAGCUGCUUAUGAUGAAGUGAAAGUGAGAGUUGUCUGAAGGGAGGGGCUGCACACACACCACUGUUAAGGAAGUGGGGGAGGGUGCACUUCAUUUAAUAUAGAAAAGGCAACACAGCCUAGAUUAAUAUCAAUCAGUCUUGAUUUUCAUGUGAAUGUGUGCCAUGUUGUAUAGGGGUGGGAAUCACCAGUGGCCCCACGAUAUUAUCACGAUACUUGGGCCACGAUAUUAUCACGAUACUUGGGCCACGAUACGAUAUUAUUGCAAUUUUUAACAUUUUGCAAUACAGUGAGUAUUGUGAUACAAUAUACUGCAUUUAUACAAUUUUUUCAACUGUUUGGCUUAUUUAGCAUUUGGCUUUCCUCUAUGUUUGUUUUAUUUACACAGUAUUGUAUUUUCAUGUAGCACAUCUUACAAACCGUACAUCUAUGUUUGUUGUACUUUCUCGUGCUCACCUCUGAUGUCACCUCUGCGAACCUCACUGGACAAACAGUUGAUUUUAUUUUUCCAUUUUCAUAGAUUUGACUUCAUAAUAGCAAUCAAUUUGAAAAAUUGAUACUUGGUAAAUCAGACGAUACGACAACCAGACAAAAUAUCAUGAUACUAUGCUGUAUCAUUUUUUUCCCCCCCCCCCCCCUAAUGUCGAAUGUGCCAAGUUUUGGCUCACGGGAUAAUAAUAAAGUGCGUCUGAAUUUGUCAAAGUAAUCUAAGCCUUGGUCUGGUCCAAAUGACAGAACAAAAGCCUCAGACACAGACGAGCAGUAUUACUGAAGUUCUGCUCAGAAUAGCAACAUUUGAACAAUGGAGAGGCACAGUGGUGAGCAGGUUCCUGCCAAGGCUGCACCCUGACUGCUGAGCCUGCAGAGAGGGUUGGAACGGGUUUUCCCCUGACUGACCUCCUCUUCAGCUUUAUACCUAUCAGGCUCCUCCAGCCAGCUGAACAGGUGAAGGCCCUCUCCAACUUAAACAAACACCACUCAACUGCACAUGCACAUACACAGAACACAGGCAAAGAGAGGGAGAGAGGGAGUGGGGGUGCGGCUGUAACAGACCUCGCAGAGAUUAGCUUUUAUGGUCAGUCUCAAAUGGACACUUGAGGAAAUGCCGUUUUAGCACUUCUGCAUUAGCUUUAUUUUUGAACACUGGAGGUUGCUGCUUGGUGCAGAUGCAGCUUCUUGUAAAUGAGACCUAUUAAACUCAUCUUCAUCACUCAUUUUGUCAGUCUGGGACACCACUGGAGUCGCUUUGCUUUUCCGCUUUUUCAGUGACAUACAGUCAGACACAGGCGAGGCUAGUGGCUGCACCCAUUUGGCUCUCCAUUCAGCAACGUUAGCUCACAUUAGCUGUUGUUACAUAAGCUGCUGUUACAAUAUCAUUUACAGUUUGUGGUUCCAAGGCUUCCCAGAAGGUCUUCAAGGAUGGAGCAGCACCAGAUGUCAGUAACAGUUAAGACGCAAACCCAGCCCACUGUGGUCUUUGUGAACAGAUGGGUCGUCAGUGAAGUGGGGAACACAAGCAGCUUCGUUUUUGUCCAAAAAACCAUAUAAACUUUUUACUUAACUCUGGAGAAAAUAGCUGUGACUGUCCUUCACAACCACAACAACACUUACAAGCUUCCUGAAGAGACAUGCUGAAUCCAAAAGAGGAAAAAGAAGAGCAGGUCUGUGGCCAAGUCUCAAAAUGAGUUCAGGGAGGAAAACAUGUCGGAGGAUGAUGUUGCCAUGUUUAGUAAAGACACAACAGGUUUCCUUUGAAGGUAACUGGCGAUGACUGCUGGGCUGGUUUGAUUCACUGUAUGACCAAAAGGCAUCCAUGACUUAAGGACCCCAAAGAGGCUUUACUGCCAGACAGAUUCUGCCAUAUUUGUGGUCGAGAUAGAAUCUGCUCUCACUGAAACCAAUCUGGAAUUUGAAGGUCUCAUGCAGCUGUAUCAUACUGUUCUUGUAACCAUCUUUCCUCUUCCUCUCUCCUUUCAGGUGCCCGUUCUGUAACUUCCCAGCCUUGUUGGACAAAGACAUGUCCCUGUUUAGCUGUCCAAACCCUCGGUGCCGCAAGGUCAGUCCGAUUCUGUGUUCAUCUACGGGUCCUGGGUUUGGGCUAGGCUGCUUUAUUUUUACUUUGUUUAAAACUUGGAUAUUGAUGUAUGUUCAAAGUAAAUCCUGUGCUGAGGAGAGCGGAAUUUCUAAGCUGACUCAAGGUGGAGACAACACAGAUAAAUGCAGUUUGUUGUAUCUUGGUAAGCUGACAACCUGGAGUCAGUGUCCACUCAGCAUGAAUCACCUCAGUGCAUCCCAGACGCAAGAUGAAACCCGUGCACCGGGGAAAGAUUGAUGAGCAGUUUUUAUGAAGGUGAUAAAUUGGCUCCAUCUGGCGAUGUCUCCACCUCUGACUCCCUCCCUGUUUAUCUGCAGCCUCCUCCCUCUGACGGAGGAAUGCAGGGGGAGGCUUUGCUUUGUGUCUGCCAAGGCUGUUUCAUGAUUCCAGUGUGAAGUCUGUUAGUCUGCACAAAGAGUCACACACGUAGCAGCUAUUACUCUUAUCACUACCUGCUACUACUUCAUACUACAACACCAUUGUCUUCUCUCUCUUACCACACAAACAAACCCUUUCUUCAUUUUCUGUGUGCCUUUGUGCCUCUGUGACUCAACACAUGCGCACACACACGCUGUUGGAAAACUCCCAGACAGCCAGAGAGCGAGAGAGACGUGGUUGUGUAAGCAGCCUGAUAUUAAUAAUGUGAUUAUUCACAGCUUGACAUCAAAGAAUGAUCUAGUAAACUGAAGACUGGUUUUUAUCUGAUCUUUAAUCAGGUGGUAAAACGAUUUAAGUCACAGUUAUUUAUUCGAUGGGAUCAGAACAAUCUAAAGAAAAAGAAACAACAUUGUUAAAGCUCCCAUGAGUGACUUAUGUUGAUUUUGGCGCCCCCUGUGGACACCUCUUCUCUCCCUUGAUCGUGCACAUGUGUAAGAAAGAUUUUUAAUAAAGGAUUAUACCCUUCUUAUUUCAGCACUAAUUAGAAAUCUGAAUUAGCGUAAUGCCAAUAAACAUCUGCCCCCGACAUCACAGAUCACUAUAGAGAAAUAAUUAGUCUUAUCACUCGUGGUCUUGUUUUCCUUUGUAGGUUAUAAAGAGGCAUCAGUGUUUAUUUUAAUUUGUGUCUUUACGAGCAAUUACAUCCUCAGUUUUUCCCCUCAGUGGUUAAACUGUGAUACACAACUGUUCUACUUUCAAGUGGCACCUAUAGAGGCACACCUGUAAAGAUCCAUGCAGUGUUACAUUGCACAGUAGUUUCAUUUAAGGGUAUUUCCAGGGCUGAGAUUUAACAGCCUGUUUGGGAGCUGGAGACAUUGAACUGUUUUUCAGUCCCCGUAAUGGUUGUUCCAGGUGUAAGAAAAACCCGCUGCAGUGGAGGAAGGAGUGGGGGAUAUAGACACCAAUCUGCCAUAACAUUAUGAACAACUGGGAAAUCUAAUUCAACAUAAUACACAGCUCCUCUAUAAAUGUGACUUUUAUGAAGCUGCAAGCCGUAGGGAUGCGAGUUCAAAGUAUUCCCUCUGAUCAAUAAAUGGAAAUAUUAAUGAUGUAUCUUCAUUUUGCCUGUUGAUUGGUGUAGAAAUGUGGUUUAAACUUCAAACAUAGGAGACUGUGUUCAUCUCUAGAAAAUUCAAACUCUUAGAGUACAUUUUUGACAAUCAGUUACUUGAAACUAGACAAAUUCUUACUUUUAUUGUGCUUUUUUAAGAGUGCAUUAAUAAUUCCUACAAGUGCAGCGAUGUUAGAUUGAAAAUGAACAGUUAAUAAAAUUAUCCAGCAGAACUAGAGAUGUGAAUGAAAUUUGAAACAAAACUCUGGUGUUUUAGUACUGAAGGCAGAGAGGUGAAGAUGGAGAUCAUUUCCCCUGCAGUUUAAUCUAUUAACCUGACGAUGGAGCUAGAGGUCCAUAGUAGCUGCACUGAUUUCCUGCUGCACAGCUGCAUUACAUUACAUCCUCAUACACGCCCAAAGAUGCAAAAAAAAAAAAAAGUUGGUCCAGAUUUUUUGUGGUUUGAUUCUUUUAUGAAUAGAUUUCAACUUCCAGGUCAGACUCAACUAACUGCAGUGCUGAAAGUUUUUAGAUUACUCACGCUGAACAGUCAUGGAGAGAGUGGAAUAUCGCAAUCUUUAGUUACAGAAAGUUACCAAAACAUGUUUCCUCUUUCAUAUUAGCAGAAAUCAGGAUGUGAGACUGGGGCCCCUGUGGUAGUGUUUCAGUCCCCUCCACGACCCCAAAACCAGUUUAGAAAAAUACAUUUUUAUAAAGAGUUCGUGUCUCUGUGUCUUUGAUGCUGUUUCCCAUCAAUAGGAGCUCAGUUCAAGACAGUGGUUUUACAGUCCACCCGCUCAGCGUACAAGCAAGGAGGGGCUUCAUUAUGUAACUGACACACUUCUGAAAGCCCACCCGCCUCUUCCCACGCCACUGCCUCAUUGGCUGCCUGCCCCGUCCACUCCCCUCGCGCUGGUCCCUCACUGGUUUGACACACUUCCUCUUCUGUUUCAAAUGUGGUUCAGAUCAAGUCUGACCCAGAUUCUCCUCCCCCCUCUCCUUUCCUCUCUCCUGCUCCCCUCCCCUUCCCCCGGCUCAGUCUGACCUACACACACAUGCACGCACGCCUAUGCACACAAGUGGGUACUAAUGUAUUCCACAUGUGGUUAUGAGGACACUUGGAUGGGAUUGUUCCUGGCCUGCAUGGGAUCACUUCAUGAAAGCUGAGGGAUGUAAAAUGUAGGUCACUGAAAGGCUGUCACGGUGCAAACAAGAGCGGGAAGUGUGUUAAGAAGUGUGUGUACAUUUAUGUGUGUGUGUUGUGUUUCACCAGUUGGCAUCACAGGACAUGAUUACAUACACUACACAAAACAUCCGAGCAUUAGCUGACAGGACUGAUGGCAGGCACACAUCUGAGUUCCUUAUUGCAUUUGAUUGGCCGAAAGCCUACUCCCUACAAUGAAACAUGUAUAUGCACACAUAUAGGCAUAGUGCAGAAACACACACACACACACACACACACACACACACAUGCAUGCUCAAUGCAGCCUCCCAAUCGGAAGCCCUGCAAGCUGUUUGCACUGCCUUAUAAGGGCUGCUGCAGCCUGCAGCACAGGAAAGAAGAAGUUAAUGAGAGGUGCAGGAGAAGAGGAGAGGCAAGGUAUGAAUGAAGGAGAUGCUGCUAGAUGCAAGAAAGUAAAGAGAGGACGGGAGGAAGGAGGUUAGGACCCAAGGGGGAGGAGUGCAACCAAAGGAAACAGAAGUUAAAACAGUUCAGAGAAAGGAUGUAGACGUAAAGCAGAAUCAACUUUGUGUGUAUGUUCACGUGUGUGUGUGUGUGUGUGUGUGUGUGUGUGUGUGUGUGCUUAGCCUUUGUCACACAUUAACCACAUACUCUUCUAUUUGACUUUAACACCCCGCUGACGGGGAAGUCACGCCCCGAUUGAGGGUUGAUCACAGCGUCACUGGCUGUAUUUUUAGCCGCUCUAUAAAAGCUCAGGUGUGUUCCUGCUUUUCAACAGCCUGUCAGACCAGUCCAACAGACACACACACACACCCUCUGUCUCUCUCACUCUGACACUUUCUUUCACCCUGUCCGCAUGCUGUCCCUCCUUUUGCUCUCUGUAUUCACCGCUAGGGGGUGGUCUUCCACCACUCUGCCUCUCUGUCUUUGUGUGAUGAAGCUUUUCCUGACUUUUAGUCCAGUUCCUGCUGACCAUGAGUGGAAAUUUUAUUCCAACAUAGUGCAAGCAUUUACGCAUUUUUGCAUUUAACUUAUUCCAGAACAUAAAAAAAUAAAUCGGCAUGUGUAAGUUGAGCUAUUGAAAGGAUGGAGUUGGGGCUUUAAUAUCCAUGCUUUCGCUUAUUUAAUCCAGCAGAGAGAGAUGUUCAUUUCUGCUGUAAUUAUAGGUGUUAUGGGUAUUAAUGGGGUUUUCUUGACUUUAGGUGUCGGCCUCUAGAGGACACUUGAAGAUCUGCAGCUUUGAGGGCUUUUGCCUUGAUUGCCUUUAUCUAAAAUUACUACUCUGUGAUUGGACAUGUAAAGGCCCCAACAGAAGAAAGACAAAGCUAACGUCAAAGUUUGGGUCAUAAGUAGAGAAGAAAGAUGCCACACAAGCAUUGUAUUGAGAAUAGUAAGGACACUCUAAAGGUUCUGGUCAACAAUGCAGAGAUUUAGGAUGGGUGUAAUUUUGGCGUUAGAGUCGAGGGAACAGGCUGAAUCGAAAGAAGGGAAGAUGCACAGCCAGCCUCACAGUGGAGCGUGGCCAACGGCGCCUCCUCUCAGACUGCAUAAAACAGAAGAUCUACCCAACAAGUCAAAAUCUGCACAUUUUAAACUUGAAACUAAACGAAAUCAUCAAUUCAACAAAAAUGAAACAAUGUAAAACACAAAUCUUCCUUUGCAUGCAUAACUGUAUUUGACUGGUAAAGGUCUUUGUGUGACUUUCAGAGAGUUUUCGAUGUUUCCAUCGAAACCGCUCCAGUUCCCCUGCCCCCCCUCUCCCCGGCUGACCUUGCAAACACAGCCGUCUCUCUGAGCGCUGUGAGAGCCCGAGGCACAAAGCAAAAUAACAAAAAGUGACUGAAGCAUGUGCAAACAAGGUCAACAAACAUGGAGGGCGUGUUCCUGACUAAGAUGGGGUUUCCCUCUCGGAGGUUGGGGGUCACACUGGGAGGUUUAUUGCUCAUAUUGUGCUGCAUCAGCUGUCACAUUCCACUCUCUUCAAUAUUAGAUGAGCAGGCUGAAAUAUUUAUAAUGACACCACUUAGCUAAGGGUUAGCUCGGGGUGACAAACCCUUGCUGAAGUGUGCGUCUGCCCACGCUCGUCCUUCACUGAAAAAAUCCAGGGCUGGAUGUUGGAGGAUGGAGUUGCUGUUUCUAGGCAACCGGGCAGACAGCCAGUGAGAAAAUUACACUCCUGCUGCAGUCACACACACAUUUUGCAGGGAGUGCCACACCUUUCUGUGUCUGCAAGUCCACGUCCCUGCAGUGGCGGCACCAGCAGCAUACAGAGCAGCACGGAUGAUCCAGACUGCAGGGCUGCGAUUAUUCAGCAAAAACCUGGAGUCGUGUCAGAGGGGGAGGAUUGAUGGAUGGAGGGAUGUGGGAUGAAAUUGAGGGAUCAUUUUAGCACUGGCUAACAGAUUGAUGAGCUAGAUAGUGAUGAGAGUCGAUCAUUUUUGCUUUGCCCUCCUUUUAUUUGGACUGUGUCCCAUGUCCUCAGCCUCUCUGUUUCAAGCUCCUUUUCCUGUUUUGUGUCUUUGUUCAGGAGAGCUGCAGAAAGUGCCAUGUCCAGUGGAAGCAGCAUGUGGGGAAGACGUGUGAGCAGGUUCUGGAGAGAGAUGAGAUCCGCAUGAGAGUCCUCUUGUAAGUGGUCUUAAUCCAACAUUAAGAAAAAAUACACAGGUCAACCUGACUGUUUCAGAUAUACACAUGAAGUCACAACAACCAGCCCACAGAACAAAGAGGCUGUUUCAAUCUCAUUCAAACACAUUACAUUAAGAUUUAGUGAAACUGGCCCACCGGGGCUCACAGAAACCAGAGAGGAUGCUGGGUAAACAGUUUACAGGACAACGGUCUGGUAAACAGGGAGACCGGCUGCUUCCUGAAGUCCAGCUGGGCCACAGGCAGUUCUUCCUGUUUUGAUCCAUUCACAGAUCUUCCUACUUCCUGGUGCUGAAAGAGACAGGAAGUGGUCUGUCUGAUGAGUUUAAUAGGACGUCAGUAAAACAAUCACCACGGUAACCUUAUUCUCUGCACAGACUAUUGAAGCGGGUCUAAAAUACACACUUACCCCUAUACUCACUUCUGUAAGUAAUUUGUUAUUAUAGCCUUAUGCUGCGUUUCAGUUACCUCAGAAGUCAGAUGUCAGAGCUGGGAAUGACGUCACACCUGAGUUACCUGCAUUUCAGUUACCAAGUCGGAAAACCAAGAUGGACGUCUGCAUUAGCUGUUGUUAGAUGUUGUCAGCUGUUGUUAGUUGUUGUUAGCUAUACCAGUUGUACACAACGCAUAACUCAGUAUUUUACACUUACAAACACCAUAGCACCAUGUUCACAGUUAGACGUUGGUAGUACAACAUAUACCACUUAUUUAAUUUCACACAAAAAAAAACCCAAAGUGCUAAAAAGUAAUACAUUACCAGAGCUUUCACUGUUACUCUUUACUAUUGAUGCACUGCGCUGCCAUCUUGAAUUAUGAUGUUGUCGUCAAGUCAGGGUUGGAUAGGAUCGUCCGACUUUCCGAGAUGGAAAGUUCGAUUUCAGGGGUGCAUUCCAGAUGAAUUUGCGACUUGGAGCUCGGAAAUUCCGACUUCCAAGUGCAACUGGAAUGCAGCAUUAUUAUCUUACAUAAAUACUUUGUUAUUGAUUAUAGAAACAAAUAAGUUUUUUAAUAUGUAUUAUAAGUAUCAUUUAUUAACCACAAUAAGACCAAUUAAUCAAUCGGGCUGAUUAACGUCAUUUUGGAAUAAUCUGCAUCAAUUGAUAACUGUUUGAUUUUAUCAAAUUAAAAGAAAUACAAAAAAUAAUUAAUAUUAAUGUUAUCAAUUGGUCAUCAGUUGACUUACUGACUGAUUUUUGGGAUCUUGUUGGCUGCUUAUCCUGAAACAGGCUGGAAACAGUAUGAAUGUGGCUGUAGGGAGGAUACAAAGGAUUACACAAUCAUACAAAUAUUAAAGAGUGAUAAUCAAUAGCUGUCAAUAAUAUGAAGGCUAUCGGGUGAAUUUUAGACACAACUAAACGAGAAGAAAACGGUUGUGGACUGCAGGAAAGCACUCUUACAAAUGCUGCUAAUGCACCAUUACUUUCAAGGUUCUAUUUUCUGGCUUUUCACCUUCGUUUGGAGAGGACAGCUCAGUUGACAGAUUUGGAAAUAGGGAGAGACAUGUGGAACAGGCUGGGGGCGAACCCGGGCCAACCUCAGUAUACUGGCCUUUUUAUAGACUGCUGAGAAAAACCUCUUGUUGAGGACCUCUGUCAAAAACAAACAGAACCCUCGGGUGGAGACACCGGUUUUCAUGUGAUCUCAAGAUUUACAAAAAAGAAGAUUGUGUCCCUGAUCUUGGAGGAUGAAUCUGAUCAAAUUUACCCACAGAGUAAGAGACGCGAUUCUCUGACGCUCCUCUGUCUCCCUCCUUUAGUCUUGCUUUUUGUUCAUUUCUUUUCUUUUGCUCAUCUUUUUUUCAUCCCUCUGCAGUGAGGAGCGAAUGACGGCGGCUCGGGUCAGGAAGUGUGUGAAGUGUGGGACAGGUCUGGUGAAGUCGGAGGGCUGUAAUCGGAUGUCGUGCCGCUGCGGCAGCUUCAUGUGUUACCUCUGCAGAGAGCCCAUCACCGGAUACAACCACUUCUGUCAGCACGCCCGCUCGCCUGGCGCCCCCUGCCGUCACUGCCGCAAGUGCUCGCUGUGGACAGAUCCAACGGUAACGUUUUAUAUCAUGAAUUUUGCCUGUAAGCUGAUUUUCUUUUUCUUGUUAGCAGCCUUUUAGCACCAGAAAAGUCCCUGUUUGUUCUCAUUAGCAGUGCUCGCUCACUUGAUUACUGUCUCUGCCGCCUGACCACAGCUGCUCUCAGAAAUUUGGGGUUGAAAAAUUUGACACUUUGAGUUACAGAGUAUCCAAACUUUUAUCUGCUCUUCUCUACAUUUUGACCCUGACUACAUGGAGCCCACAGUGGUCAGGCCACAGCAUCACCAGAAGCCAAAGCAAACAAUAAGACCCUGAGCUGCUAAUGAGCUGGAGAUCCUCCAUCACCCACAGCGACACAGCCGAGCUGGCAAAGAUGAAGCUCUACAUGCUUUGCCAAGAAACAGAUAAAUACCGAGAACCAGUUGUCGUGUAAAGGGGUCAGCCCCCUUGUUGUUGGGUCAGGGGGUUUCUCUUGUCAUGAGAGGGAUGUUUAAAAACAGAUACACAUCAAACUGUGGAUGGCAUGUGUUUAUAAUGGUGUUGAUUUCCCUUUCUUUCUCAUUACACAGUAAAACAGGAUGUUUGAUUUGGAUUUUCAACAUUUUCUGUGUGUUUACAGCAAGACGAUGAGCGGAUCAUCCAGGAGAUCCAGAAGGAAGGCGAGGCGGAGCUGAAUAAGAAGAGUACAGGUCUGGAUGGUUCUCUUAAAGUUGUUGAUUCACACUGAUGUAGAAAUGUGAUGAAUUACAGUCUGAGGCAGAGGACUGUCUGUCUCACUGCAGCAGCAUUGUUCUUCCUCUCUGCUGCCUCCUCUUUGUCUCUGGAAGCUUUAUUUGUUCAGACAUGGUGAAUGCUUACAGCAGAUAGCAGCUGUUGUUUCCUGUGUUUUUGUUUGUGUGAGGAAAGAUUGGUGGCUGGCGAGGUUGUGCAGGGUAACAUUUAAACCUCAGUGGACUGUUAUGACAUGUCGUCUUUACAGUACAUGUUAUCAGAGGGGGCAAAAGCACUGCAGACGAUUCCUGUAAGGUGAAAUGUGCUGCAAAUUCAGAAACUUAUACUGUCUUGUUAUUUAGUGACACCAUCAAGAGGAUGGUUAAAACUAAAACAAAAUGAUGCAGAAUGCGUAAAGAGCAAACAGGCCAUGGGUGCAUAACAAGACUCAAAAUGGGGAAAAAUCGAAACAACAGAAAAAACUGGAUACUCAUGACAGUUGAGGGGCUUCAGGGCAUCAUCAGAUGAAACAGGAAUUACCAGACUUCAGUGUUUUUCUCCGUCAAACUGACCUCCAUCGGUCACAUGGGCUUUGCUCUGUAUUGCCGAGUGUGUUUCUUUCCACCCCUUGGCCUGACAAGUCUGCCUCAGACACAAAGCAAAGUAACAACAACAAGAGUCCAAACAGAUGCAAAAAGCGAGCAAAAGGGUUUCCAGUUUAAAAAUGAAAAAAGUCCAGUCUUCUCAGCAGAAACCCUCCAGAGCUGUAGGGGGCGCUAACACCCCUACAAGAGAAUUUACUCACUUCUGUCUCACCACUGUUUGAACUAAUGUUGAGGGCUUUACUGUCCAUAUCUGACAAUGUAUAUCAGCUUAAAUUUCUUGUUUAAAUAAAAAAUACUUUAAAUUAUAAAUAAAUUAUGUUUCACUUAAGUUAGCGCCCCCUACAGGUCUGGAGCAUUACUAUAAUGAUAACUGGAUAAACAGCAUCUUUUGUUUCAUUUUUUUACUGGCUAUUCCCACUGGUUUGUAUCAGUAAGUGUCUUUGUUUACAGCUCGAUUUGGACAUUUAGUUUUGGGUCUAGAGACAGGAUGUGGCUUUGAAUGUAAAAAAAAAUCUAAAUUUCUGAUAUUUAUCUAAAAAAAUGAAACAAUUAUUGAGCUAAACUACAGAUUGAUGGUGAAGAGAGUAGAGCUAAUGCAUAACAACAUCCUCUCCUCUCCUUCUGUCAGAUAAUUCAGGGAAGAGAGUCGGCCCUCCGCCGGAGCUGUUCAAUGAAGCCAAGCGGGCUCGUGUCGGCCCACCCCCAGAAAACCCACCAAACCCCCCAGCUCCUCCCCAUCCUCAGGCGGUACAAGCCCCCCUGUUUGUGCCUCCUCGUGCCCGCUACCCGCCUGGUCCACCCCAGGGCCGGAUGUACCACCAGGUGAUAAUGCACCGGCUUCCCCCGGCCCCCUACGUAGCCCCUCUGCAGCCGCUGCCCCUCCUGAACAACAACAACAACAACAACAACCAUCAUCCCCACCAUCACCACCACCUCCACAACAACCCUCCGGUCAACCCCCAUCAACACAACAUGGACGUGAUGGAUCUGCCCAUGCACUACGGACCUGCACAGCGCUACUACAGACACUUCUAACACACACACACACACACACACACGCUAAUGUACUUUUCGUUUCAGGUCUGUUUUGAGACCUGAUGUGUUUCCUCGUGUUGUCCGUUCCUUCUUUUUCUCUCUCCGUUCAGAGCUCAUGUACAGGUUUUGAAUUCCUUCAUGUCUCAGUUGUUAAAACGCUCUGAAAUGAAAAGUACACAAACAUUCAGACUUUGCCUUCUCCCGCUAAAGUCGGGACUUUAGUCGUGAAGUGGAUCUGUUGGAGUUUUCAUCAUUUUCUGUUGGAUGUCGGGGCUGAGGGAAUGAACGGUUUAGAAACUUCAGACACUUUAUUUGCAGUUUAUACAGAUAUUUUUGAGUACAUAUUUGGAGAAAAAAGUUAGCAUUCCCUUCUGUAUCUUUUUGUGUAUAAGACCACACAGUUUUCUAUUAAAGCUUUGAGUCGCACAUCCUGGAGUGUAAAAUGUGCCUCUUUAUACAUUUUUAUUAACCUUUAUUCAACCAGGUCCAAUCCUAUUGAGAUAAAUAUUACAUAAUGUUAA